Messenger RNA from Dendrobium catenatum, 921 nucleotides. RefSeq lists its product as uncharacterized. The coding region runs from base 1 to 921 and encodes 306 amino acids. NCBI's taxonomy places the organism in Eukaryota, Viridiplantae, Streptophyta, Magnoliopsida, Asparagales, Orchidaceae. The record is from RefSeq and is a predicted model, not a curated record. The transcript has a single exon.
AUGGGAUAUCAAGAUUCAGCGGAAGCUUUACCUCCCUCCUCCUCCUCCGAUCAAACCGACAACUGCACCACUCCAAGCCACAUACCGCAACCCCUAAAGUUCCUUGUCUCCAACAUCAAGAACCUUGCUCCUCAUCCCCUAACGACAGAGAACUACCCCAUUUGGCGUAUUCAACUCCUCCAGCAAUUCACCGCAAAUGGCUACGUCGGCCAUCUUACCGGCACCAUCACAGCUCCCUCGGACACCACUUCCGCUGCUCACGCUCAAUGGCUCCUCGUCGAUAGCAAUCUUCUCUCCGCUCUCUUCUCAACGGUCUUGCAAUCCAUUCAACCGUACAUUAUUACCUCCACCACCAGACAAGAAGCCUGGCCUGUUCUUGAACGUCGCCUUCAACCCACCAGCCACUCUCAGGAAAUUCAACUCAAGAAAGAGUUAUACUGCGUUCAAAUGAAAGAUCUGCCCAUGCAACAGCUCACCCGCAUUAAAUCUAUUGUGGAAAACAUCUCCGCAUCCGGUUCGAAAAUCGACCCUGAAGAUAUCAUGCUCCACAUCCUGAAUGGCCUUCCUCCCACAUUCAUGUCCUUCAUGUCAACGAUCCAGAACUCACUGCUUCCUAUAGAUAUUGACACGUUCUACUCUCUACUAUGCAAUGAAAAAAUUCAUAUGCAGCAAGAACUUAAUCAAGAUCACACCAACAACUCUGCGACAACAGCUCUUUAUGCCGCCCCAUCCAACAACUAUCGCAGUCGCAACAACACCAAACGCUUCAGAAAACCCAAGAACCCGCAGCCACCGCUUAACACCUCGGCCUAUCCGCUCAACUCACCCACAUCUCAGAAUUUGGCAAGACCAACGUGCCAAAUCUACGGCAAAAUCGGACAUGUCACGCUGAACUACUGGCACCGAUGCAAUUUUAAAUAA